GUGCAGCUCAGAAUUGCUUCCGACCGGAAACCGGCGACUGGCGGUGAUACAUUGCCGCUGCCGCUGCUGUAUGUGUGCGGGGGAAGCGGUGCCCGGGUACCCCCAUCAUCACAGCGCCCCCUGUAUUCAGAUGAAUGGCUGCAGCCCAUUUCCAGUCUCCUGUGAUCGGUGACAGUAGGUAAAGCGCCGUAUGGAUGGGAAACCUGAGAGCGAGCCACAGAUAAUUCCCUCCACCUUGAGUCACAUCGACUUCAUUGACGAUCCAGAAAACUUCAGUUAUAAUGAGUUUUUCAGCCGGUAUAUGCUCGCCAACACUCCGUGCCUCUUCUCCUCUAAAUUCACCCAGUCCUGGGGGAGCCGGAAAUCAUGGGUGACCUCCGAAGGCAAACCCAAUUGGGCCCAUCUGCUGCAGAAUUUCGGGGACGCGGUUGUUCCGGUGGCCAACUGUGAUGUGAAAGAGUAUAACGCUAACCCCAAAGAGCAGAUCCCUCUCCAGGAGUACAUCUCUUACUGGAGGGACUAUACAGAGAGCGCCUGCCAGUCUCCCAAGGGAUGUCUGUACCUGAAGGACUGGCACAUGAGGAGAGAAUUCCCGGGCGAGAAUGUAUAUGACACGCCAGUGUACUUCUCAUCAGACUGGCUCAAUGAAUACUGGGAUGCCAUAACCCAGGAUGAUUACCGCUUUGUCUAUAUGGGGCCAUCCGGCUCUUGGACUCCGUUCCACGCCGACGUCUUCCGAUCCUACAGCUGGUCAGCCAAUAUAUGCGGCCGCAAGAAAUGGCUCCUGUUCCCGCCGGGGCAGGAGGAGUACCUUCGCGACUGCCACGGAUGUCUUCCUUAUGACGUAACUUCUCCGGUCCUUCAGGAUACCAACCUGUACCCAAAUUAUAACAGGUGCUGCCCGCCGCUGGAAGUCUUACAGGAAGCCGGGGAGAUCAUUUUUGUGCCCAGCGUCUGGCACCAUCAGGUGUACAACAUGGAAGAUACUGUGUCCAUUAACCACAACUGGGUGAACGGUUGCAACGUGUCCGUGAUGUGGAGAUUUCUUCAGGCAGAGUUGGAGGCUGUGCAGAAGGAGAUCGGAGACUGGAAGGAGAACAUGGAGGACUGGGACGCGCACUGUCAGGUCAUCAUGAAAUCGUGCACCGGCAUCGAUUAUAAGGAGUUUUAUACUUUCCUGAAAACUAUUGCAGAGCACAGGAUCCGGGACCUGGAGAAUGCCCCCCAGGACUGCCCGCCGGAGGGGUCUGUGGACACAAUGGCCCCCGGUCCCCAACAUGCCCAUUUCGAUAUCGGGAAAAUUGCUGAUAUUUUGCUCUUACUCAUUAACAAUCAAGACUUUCAAAAAGUGGACAAAGAGGCUUUAAAUCCGCCUCCUGGGGAAUUAUUGUCACAUCUGCACAAGCUGAUCGAUCGGCAGCCGUCGCCUUGUUAGGAGACACCGCCUGUCUAUUUAUUUACAGAUAAAUAUAAUAUUAUAUCUUC
This is a messenger RNA of Pseudophryne corroboree (corroboree frog), 1485 nucleotides long. It is a transcript of the gene JMJD4, whose product is annotated as jumonji domain containing 4. The coding region runs from base 191 to 1435 and encodes 414 amino acids. Gene Ontology annotation, molecular function: sequence-specific DNA binding; 2-oxoglutarate-dependent dioxygenase activity. The transcript is spliced from 7 exons. Gene Ontology annotation, cellular component: nucleus; cytoplasm. The record is from RefSeq and is a predicted model, not a curated record. Gene Ontology annotation, biological process: positive regulation of translational termination; protein hydroxylation. NCBI's taxonomy places the organism in Eukaryota, Metazoa, Chordata, Amphibia, Anura, Myobatrachidae.